AAUUUUUUCUUGGAACGAGCGUGUGUCGGCGAGAGAUGUUCCAGCUAAACUCUCUCCCCACUACUAUCCUUUCCUAGAAGAUGGCGGCAAGCCGUAGAAGGAGGUAGUUCCUGCAACCCCGCUUUCCCAGUAGUCGACCGAGGUUGGCAAACACGAGACGAGAGCUCGGGAAAAACUUGCCCGGUUUUCUGCGAGUUGGGAGGUACACGCUUUUCGUUUCUACACACCUCCGCUCUCGUUUUGCUAUUGCUGCUGCUGCCGAGUGGAUAAUUCGGCAGUUUCGGAGUAAGGAACGAGAAGGAACGGACGUGCUGUGUGUGUGUGUGCUAUCCCCUGGAAUUCACGUCAGCGAAAGUUGCCAUGGCGCAGUGGGAAAAAUGCAUGCGACUGAACGGCCAGUUUCUGGAGCAGCUGAAGUCGCUCUACGGGCAUCGUCUCCCAAUUGAAGUCCGCCACUACCUGGCAAAUUGGAUGGAGGCACAGUCUUGGAGUGAAGUUGACCCUGACAGUCCUCACCAAGAGGCUGACGCCAGGAGACUCUUUGAAGGGAUGCUGCAGGCACUCAGCGACCUUAUGGCGAGACACACUCAAAACUUCAUCACAAAGACGCAGCUGGAGGCUCUCUACAUUCACAUGCGGAACGAGUACGUAUCCCAACCUCUGAGUCUAGUGAGAGUGAUACAGCACAAUCUCUUCAGAGAGGCCGAGCUCAUCGACCAGCAGGAUCAUCUGCAAGCCCCAUCUCCCUUGCCCCAGACCCCCUCGCAAAAGUCUCAGGUCCAACAGAUCCUCCAAAACAUUGUUGGAAAGACCGAGGCCAUAGAAGCCACUUUCCGUAACCUCUCUUCGAAACUGGAGAAUUUCAAAGUUCAAUACCACGAGGCUUUCCAGCUGGAUAGUGUUCUGAGACAGGGUAACAGGAUUCCGCCAGAGCAGGUAGCCAAAUGCAAAGAGAGAAAACAGCUGCUCGACCAGAUCUGCAAUCGCGACGCUGACGCCAUGAAGAGAACCUGCAUGGAGAUGAAUCAGAGGUCUCUGGACACGCUGGGUCAAAUUAGAACGGUCCAGAGCUUGAUUGCGAUCGAGCUGAGUAACUGGAAGCAGACUCAGAGGAUGUUUAUUACGGACGACGACAGAGGAAAGACCGAACUGAACAGCAUCCAGCAAUGGUUUGAGACGUUGGCCGAGGUGCUAUGGCGCAACAGACAAGUGAGCAAGCAGCUGCCCACCAUUCUGCCCCAGAACCUGAUCGCCGGGGACCAGUUUAUGAGUCUCACUCACCAGUUCACCCAGCAGCUGCUCAUUGUCAUCCAGAUGAGUUUUGUGCUAGAGAAGCAGCCGCCGCAAGUCAUAAAGACCGCCAAUCGCUUCUCUUCCACUGUCAGGCUCCUUGUGGGCAGCAAGUUGCAGAUUCAUCUCGGUUUCCCCGAGGUACAAGUAUCCAUCAUAAACGAGAAGCAAGCAAAGACGGUGGCUGCGGAUCCUUGUAAAUCAGUCCCUCCCAGCUUGAGCAGUGGAGAAAUUCUGAACCACCAGAAAAGUAUGGAGUUCAACGCUACAACCGGGAUUUUGUCGUGUGCCUUCAACUUCAUGCAGCUACGACGGAUAAAGAGAAACUCAGACAAGAAGGCGAGCGAGAUGGUGACGGAGGAAAAAUUUUCUCUCCUGUUCAAGACUCACUUUACCAUUGGAGGAGAGCUGGAGGCCACUCUCAAUGCCCUCUCCCUGCCGGUGGUGGUGAUUGUUCAUGUCACUCAGCAGCCUCCAGCUGAAGCUACCAUCUUCUGGGACAACUCCUUUGCUGCCAAUGAUCGAGAGCCGUUUGUUAUUCCAGAGAGUAUCCCAUGGCCACGCCUCUCGGAGGCCCUCAACUGCUAUUUCCAUGCCAACACUGGGCGGGGCCUGACUCCGCCCAAUCUGGACUACCUCGGGCGGAAACUUCUUGGAGUUGGUCCUGAAGAAGACCUGAGUCAGAGCCAAAUAACGAGAACGCAGCUGUGCAGGGUAUGUUAGUGCCUCCGAUCUACUCCUCUCUCCCUUACAUACAGCUGUACUGAUGUCUACUGGUGUGUGUGUGUGUGUGUGUUACAGGACCAGUUGCGAGGAAGAAACUUCACGUUCUGGGAGUGGUUUUACAAGCACCUCGAUCUCAUCAAGACCACGCUCAAACGAGAAUGGACUGAGGGCGCAAUCCAAGGGUUCAUGCAGAGGACAGAUGCGGAGAAGAUGCUUCUCCAGAGUCUAAACGGAACGUUCCUCAUACAGACGUUCAGCGCGGGUGACCCCGGAGCGCUAGCUCCGUGGCCUGGGCACAUGAUGGGACCUCGAUAAAUUACUUCUGACAGACAAGUGCUGAGUCUGGCUCCAUGGAACAAACAUGUCCUGGGGAUACGUUCCCUUGCCGACAGACUCCACGAUCUGACGCAUCUUUUGAUGCUCUACCCCGACACAAGUCAAAGACCGGUGUUUUGCAACGUACUAUACUACGCCAGCUCGCUGCUGCAGGUGAAGUGAGGGACGGAUAUCUGGCUGGAGACCUGAAACAGACCAUACCUGCUUCUGCCCUCGGAGGUGUCAUUAGCAACCCAUCAAGCCCCUACCCAAGCCCCGCCCCCUCCAUUGUGUCACUAGGGACCCCAGCCUCUCCACCCAAUUACCCCUUCCCAAUGUUGCCAAAUGGACCGGGGGGAGGCCAGGACUUUGGACUCAGCGUGUUGGGUGACAUGGAUCUCACUUCCUUCGAAAGCUUCCCAUCCGGACCAUGACAUCACCGUGGCAACUACUGCAGACUACAUUACAUCAUCUCUGAGAGCAUUAGCUGUUUGUUUUUGCGCUAGAUGGUAUUAUUUUUCAGUCGUCAUGUACAAUUUAUUUCCCUCCUUUUCUCACAUGUUUAGAUGUAUUUUUCCAUUAAGUAAAUGUCACACUAUCAUCUUUAUCUAUAAUUAUCUUGUACAUCACUGUUGCUAGUUCACUGCAGCUGUAAUGUAUUUAUG
Geodia barretti is the source of this 2996-nucleotide messenger RNA. Lineage: Eukaryota; Metazoa; Porifera; Demospongiae; Tetractinellida; Geodiidae. The record is from the annotation of a GenBank genome assembly.